AUGCAGCAAAAUCCCUUGGAUCCGGUACACGAAUUUCAUGUUAUCAUUGUCGGCGGAGCCCAUGGGCUACAAAAGUCACAGCAUGGAAUCUCUUAUAUUGUCGUGGACCGUGAAACCGGACCCCGCAAUCGUAACUGGGGCGUCACGAUAAACUGGGCGCAUACGCUUUUAGACGAAAUCCUGCCCCCUAGACUGCGCGCUGAGCUUGCAUCAUGCCAACCAGAUGAGAGCUUGGAUAUCGACGCUGUGGGAAUUGACUAUGCGCUCAUCCGAAACGGCGCAACAGGAGAGCCCAUUGCGACACCCAGAAGUCCCGGUAUGCGUCGUCUUAAUAUCCAAAAGACCAAGCGCAAUUGGGGAGAAGGGCUCGAUAUCCACUACGGCAAAAAGCUCGUCGAUAUCGAGGUACUCGAGUCGGGUGUGAUCGCUCACUUUUCUGAUGGGACUUCUGAGACUGGCACGGUCAUUGUCGGGGCUGAUGGGGCGUCAUCCAGAGUCCGAAAUUGGCUUUUAGGGGAUGAAAAAGGGACGCCAGAGGUCUUACCAUACGCUUUCAUGAACAUCCCCACCACCUACACGGCAGAACAAGCACGAUACUUGGAGUCGAUCAGCAACCCGUUCGUGGACGUCGGGGCGCAUCCAAAGAAUAUGUACAUGGGCUUUUUCCUCCUCGAUAAACCCGAUCACGCCCGUCCCGAAACCUGGGUGUUCUACAUUCUGGCCUCCUGGCGGAUAGGAGACCAAGAGGAUAUUGAAAACUCCCCAAAUCGACUGGAGAGGUUGCGUCGUCGCAUGGAUGGAUGGGCGGAUCCCUUUGCCAGUGCGGUGAGAUGGUUACCUGAUGAUACAAUGAUCGGCGCAGACCAGCUGAAAACCUGGCAACCGCGUGAGAAAUGGGAUAACCGGGGUGGUCGGGUGACUCUUGCCGGUGAUGCGGCGCACACGAUGACCUUUCAUCGAGGUCAGGGGGGGAAUACGGCCAUUCGAGACGCGUUUGAAUAUGUAAAGGCGAUGGUAGAGGUACGGGAUGGAAAGAAGGAACUUCAGCAUGCGGUGGAUGUGUAUGAUACAGAUGUCUUCGAGAGAGGUGAAGAGGUGGAACGAAGUAGACAGGCAAUGAUGGCGUUCGAUGAUUUCGCCAAUUUUACGAAAAGCCCGGUUUUGAAGAUUGGCAUGACACCACAGGGUACACAGUCGGGGAGAGAAUCUUCGUGAGUGUUGCACUCCUGUGUGAGCAUGUAUUCGAUGGACGGACAUCUUCGCGGAUUGCUAUUAUCAUCCUUGAAGAUCUGAACUAGUCAAUCAUGAAGACAGACUGACUGGUUCGUCGUGGGUGGAUGAUUCGAGUACCUGCC
Aspergillus heteromorphus CBS 117.55 is the source of this 1355-nucleotide messenger RNA. Its product is annotated as FAD-dependent oxidoreductase. Gene Ontology annotation, molecular function: FAD binding. The record is from RefSeq and is a predicted model, not a curated record. Bases 1 to 1215 code for a protein of 404 amino acids. The transcript has 3 exons. Lineage: Eukaryota; Fungi; Ascomycota; Eurotiomycetes; Eurotiales; Aspergillaceae.